AUGGUACAGAGGCCACUAGGGAAGAAGAAAGCCGGCAAGUCCGCCACCCAAAGGGUUAAUAAACCCAAACAGGGUAAGGCUAAGUCCGUGGCAGAGAAGAUAAUGCAUAGGAUCGGUGGCACUCGACAAAGAGUGAUGGAAGCCCAGUUGGCGGCUGAGGCAACACAGACGAAUGCAGCACAAGGAAGCACUGAUCUCGGCCUGGGAGGAGGGGCUCGUCCUAGUGUCGUUAAGGUUGAUAAGCAGCUGUUGGGGUCGGCUAAGGCGAUGAAGAGGAAAGGAGGAGGAGGAGGGUCACAGAAGAGGAAGUCGGGUGGCGGAGGAAAACAGUCGAAGAAAUAA
Perkinsus marinus ATCC 50983 is the source of this 342-nucleotide messenger RNA. RefSeq lists its product as hypothetical. The record is from RefSeq and is a predicted model, not a curated record. The transcript is spliced from 3 exons. NCBI's taxonomy places the organism in Eukaryota, Perkinsozoa, Perkinsida, Perkinsidae. The coding region runs from base 1 to 342 and encodes 113 amino acids.